Molecule: messenger RNA, 3250 nt
Organism: Alternaria rosae
Lineage: Eukaryota; Fungi; Ascomycota; Dothideomycetes; Pleosporales; Pleosporaceae
Exons: 2
Coding region: 451-2760 (769 amino acids)
Biological process (GO): proteolysis
Molecular function (GO): serine-type peptidase activity
Source: RefSeq, a predicted model, not a curated record
GAAACAAGCGCUUCACUACCAUUGCGCCGAGAUGCAUCCACAAAUGUGGGCACUCUACCAUCAAAGCGACCCUGUAUUGCCCUGAACCCCCAAUGCCGUUCAGGAUACGAUCGUCAAUCGCUCAGAGUACCAAGCACACCACGGCCUUCCUCUUCGAGCAUACGUGCAUGCAUGGUGCCCCAUUACUCUUAAUCUAGUUCCCUAUCAUAUCCGCCUCGCCUAUUCGCCCGACCGUCGUUUGCCUUGUUCUACAUGGGUCUAGCAAUGACAAGUACAGGGUAGCGCCUGCAGCUAUGAUGUCUUCUUUCUCGGGAACACGCAAGUUCACUACCUGGUCCGCGGUACAAGCUGUGCAGCUAUAAAGUGGUGGAGUUCGUGCGACUGCAGCGAGAGUACGGUGAACCUGAGAUCUUUGCCUCCAGUUCUUGUCGUGUUGUCUGGGUUGAAAGUAUGGCUUCCCUCUUCAAUGCCGUCGCGGGUCUCUCGCUAGCCUCAGUCGCGCUAUCGUCGCCUGUUGCACCUCACAUUCAUACGCGGCACUACAACGCGACAAGUCCCUGCGCACAAGUCGGCACUGCGAUUGUAGGCAAGAAUGUUACUGCAGGUACCGCAAUUGUACCUGCUGAACUCGCAUGGGACUGCAUCAACUCCGUCCCAUUCAACCAGAGCGCUGCUCUCGCCCUGGUAGACGGUGUGGUUCCAUACUUUAAAUGGCAGAGUAACACCGUCUGGCUGAAGGACCCUCCAGCUGAAUACGCCGAGAAAGUGCAGCCAGCGGUUGAUAUCUGGGGCGAGCUCGAGGAGAUCAGGGAGAAGGUCAACGCAGGGGAGUACAAGAACGAGUACGAAUUCGGUUUCGAGCUCUACACCCUCUUGCAAAGCACCCAUGACGGUCACUUUGUGUACGUCCCCGAUGUUGUCGGCACGGUCUUCAACUUCGCCCGUCCUGUACCACUGGUAUCCGUUUCGAGCGACGGAAAGGAGCUUCCCCGGCCUUAUGUCUAUGCUGAUGUCCUGGCCGAGUCUUUCGGUAACGCUACCUUCACGCCUUCGCCUAUUACCCACAUCGAUGGCGAGGACGCCAAGGACUUCCUGGAGAACUGGGCUCAGUACGGUUCCCUCCAGGACCGAGACGCGUUGUACAACAAUGUCUUCUACGAGCUCGCAACUGUGUCUCUCGGCCCAGUUGGAUCUGGUAUCGGAACCUUUGCGGGAUCUGGCCGCGGUCGCUGGAUUUACCCUGGUCCUACCACCGAGCUUACGUUUGAAAACGGUACCAGCCGUACGUACGACAACUUUGCCAAGGUUCUGAUCCCCUUCGAGGGCAUUACCGACGGAGAGAGCCUCUACAAGCUCUGGUUCACUGGCAACCAGCCUGGAAGCCAAACCACAGCUUCCAACUCUACCUCGGCAACUCCUACACCCUCAGCCACUACCUCUGCUACACCUGUUCCCACAAUCCCCGCGCCGGGAUACCCGCCUCCAGUCCUUCGUGAAGCACACAACUUGAUUGGUGGUUACUUCCUCGAGGGUGACUACUCAGAUGUUGCCGUACUUUCCGUGCCAUCUUUCGUCGGAAUUGACGCACAGGAAGCGUUCCAAGAUACUGCCGCCAAGUUCCUUGCCCAAGCCAAGUCUGCUGGAAAGAAGAAGCUCGUCGUUGACGUUUCAGCCAAUGGCGGAGGUACCAUCUUGCUCGGCUACGAUCUGUACAAGCUCCUAUUUCCGCAAGACAUUGACCACGCGGCUGCUGACCGCUAUCGCGCCUUCGAAUCUACAGAGAUCUUGAACCGAAAGUUUUCUGAAGCCGCCGCGGGUGUACCGCGUGUGCUUGACAGCAAGAACGAAACACUGGAGGAUCUGGUCAACAGUGUUGUGUCCUCGGUCUUCAACUACCGAUCUGAUCUCGAUGUCAACAGCGAGAACUUCGAGAGCUGGCAGGACAAGUUUGGCCCUGGCCUCGAGCAGAAGGGCGACAACUUUACCAACCUCUUCCGGUGGAACCUCAGCGACGUACUGACCCCACUCAACUCUGGUGGUAUCUACAUUCACGGCUAUGGCCCACUUUCCAACUACACCCAGGCUCCUUUUGCCGCUGAGGACAUCGUCGUCGUUACCGAUGGAUACUGCGCGUCAACUUGCACUAUCUUUUCUGAGCUCAUGCGUCAGCGUGCUGGUGUCAAGUACAUCUCACUGGGAGGCCGCCCUCGCGAGGGUAUUACGCAAGCCGUGGGGGGUGUAAAAGGAACAAACAAUUUCCCGUGGACCUACAUACAAUCUCUGGCCCAAUACACCGUCGAUGAUCUAUCUACGCCUGAAGAAGGCGCUCAGCUCAACAAGACGGAACUAGGCGAGUACUACGAUGACACACCCUUUAUCCGCGCUUCCAACAAUGCGAUCAACGUCAACUUCCGCGAUGGUAUUCGCGAUGGAGACGAGACCGACACCCCUCUCCAGUUCGUCUACGAGCCCGCGGACUGCCGUAUUCUGUACACCAAGGCUAUGACUGUCGAUGUAACUGCUAUUUGGAAGGCUGUUGCUGAUUCAACCUGGGGCGGUGUUAGCCACUGCAUUGCCGGAGACCUCGGUGGUUACUCAACAUCCCGCAUGGCGAAGCGUGAGCUGAGCGUAUCCGAGAGGGCGCACAGCAAGAGGAUGCAGUCUUGGAGGAGGGACCUCAAGGCGGCUGAUUACCCGCUUGAUGUCAGGACUGAUCUGACCGGCAUGAACUUCGAUGGCAAUGGCAUGAUGUGGCCGUAAAUUACGGCUUGUCGACAUGAUAGAAUGAGGGCAAUCAUGCAUCUAGAGACGAAAUGAAUAUCGUAGUCUUCAUGCACCAAAUUUUGGACCUGUGACAUAUGUUGUAAUAGCACAUGCAAUGCUACCUGUGCGUUGAGAACAAUUGUCUUGCUUGAGUCGAAGCAUGCGGAACUUGUUUCACUUUGAUAUUUCAGUGUGAAUAUGCUAAAACUACGAAGGUUACUCAAGUCAGUAGCCUUUUGAGAUGGUGAAAGAACUGGGACUAACAUGGACCGGAAAGGUGAUGGCACAGGCAACUACAUACUGCUUCCGGCCUGCCAUGCCAAACCUUUACUCAGCCAUGUGAUGGUUUCGCUUCAGUGGCGUCACGCGCUUGCCAUUGAAAGUUCAUUUUGGGUUGCUUUGAGGUGGAUGUAUCGAGUGACGCAUCUAGUCAUACGAUGGGGACGAUUGCAGUGUUGGGAUCGAUUCUGACCUACCGUCCAAUGGU